UUUAGAAGUACUGGGAAUGGGCAGCCUGUGCAGUAACGAAGGUGAAGUAGAAGUAGGACAUACUGAGUUGAAGAAGAAGAAGACUAAGCCAAGCUUCAAGCCAGAAAUGGUAGAGCAAGAUGAACUCUAUUCAGAGUUUUCAGGGUCGGACUGGGAAGAUUCUGACUUUGGUGAUGUGGAUACCAAGCCGAGCUUUCAUAGGAGAGGGUAUAAGAAGAAUAUGUUUAAGCAGGAUGUGUAUGAAUGGAUAGAGGACAACUUAGAAUCCAAGGAGGCCCUUAAGAGAUUUAAAAAGCUAGGACCGUUCAUGAUCAAAACUCGGGAUAAUGGGGCAAAAAGAAAUAAUUUUGGCUACAAAGCCCAAAAGCAGCUUGAUUAUUUCGGUGAGAUACAAGGCAGCAAAAGAUCUGGAAGAGGAGUAUUUAUUAGGAACGGGACUGACUUGUAUGAAGGGUUUUUGAAGAACAAUAAGCCUGAUGGAAGAGGCCGACUCAUAUACAACAACGGAGAUAUAUAUCAAGGCGAUUUCGAAAAUGGCAAUUACUGAGGAUAUGGCAAAAAGGUGUCCAAGAAGUACUUCAGACAAGGAGAAUUUAAUGAAGGAAAGCUUAAUGGAAAUGCUCUCGAGAUAUCUAAGAUUUCGCCGAAAGAUAAGUAUUAUGGAGAAUUUUCGAAUGAUAAAAAGCACGGUACUGGAGAAAUGUAUUUCGAGAAUGGAGAUGUUUAUAAGGGUGGCUUUAAGAAUAACAAAUUCCAUGGCCAAGGAACCAUGAAUUUUAAAAAUGGUGAUACUUACACAGGUAAUUUCGAAAGAGGCAUGAGACACGGUUAUGGAAGAUACAGCUUUAAAUCAGGCAAACUCUAUGCUGGAAAUUUCAAAGAUAACAUGUUCCACGGUGAAGGAACUCUUACAAAGAAGGAUGGUAAUACCUAUGAAGGAAUGUUCAGAAAUGGUAAAAAACACGGUCAAGGCUAUCAUAUCGACAGAAAGAAUAAUAAAACAAAAGUUAAAUAUGUCGAUGGAGAGCAAGUCUAAAAUAAUUGAUUUCUUA
Messenger RNA from Moneuplotes crassus, 1052 nucleotides. The record is from the annotation of a GenBank genome assembly. NCBI's taxonomy places the organism in Eukaryota, Ciliophora, Spirotrichea, Euplotida, Euplotidae.